Molecule: messenger RNA, 1102 nt
Organism: Aspergillus welwitschiae
Lineage: Eukaryota; Fungi; Ascomycota; Eurotiomycetes; Eurotiales; Aspergillaceae
Product: GNAT family N-acetyltransferase
Exons: 2
Coding region: 67-783 (238 amino acids)
Molecular function (GO): acyltransferase activity, transferring groups other than amino-acyl groups
Source: RefSeq, a predicted model, not a curated record
GGGGAAGAUACCUUACCUAAAUAUACAUAUUCGAUCAGUGAUAAAGAUUCAAAGUCAACACUAUCCAUGGCACCCAUUCUUACUCUACAUCGAGUCACCACCCUUGAAGAGCUGAAAUCAUUGUCUUACAUCGGAGCAGAUGCAUUUCGUGAUGAUGCUGGUAUGAGUUGGUUUUUUCCCGGUGGCCGCGACCAUCCUGAAGAUUUUGUUGUGGCAUGGAAGUAUCUUCUACUGCAAGAUUUCUUGGACAGUGGAAAGUUCAUCCUCGCGGCCAAGGUUCGGGAUACCGACGAGGGCGCUGAGGGCGCGGACAGACACCCGGGCAGAAUAGUAGGAUUUGCAGUAUGGGAACGGACUGGCGUUUGUGAUGCAGCAAAAAGCUGGCAAGGGAGUAGCUUUUCCAAAAAGCUGAAACGGAUCUUUCUCGAUGUCAAAAUUGCCUAUACAUUCUUUCUGGACACACCACGAAGAUCCAUAUCCUGGUCAAAUCUGAAAUACUUUGGACGUGAGCUUGAUGCAGCUAAAGCUAGUCAACCAGCUGAGACAUGGUAUCUGAGUGUCUUGGCCGUCAGGACAACGGCCCAGGGGCAAGGGGUGGGUAAGAAAUUGCUUCAGUGGGGAAUUGAUCGAUCUGAGGAAGAGGGUAUUCCAUCUACUUUGGUAGCCACUGACGCAGGGAUUCCCUUGUACGGAAGUAGGGGAUUCAAACGCACCGGGUGGCUCUUUUUUGACGACGGGAAACAGAAGCAGACCAUCAUGAGGAGAGAUACCCAUUAUACUUGAUUUUUAUGAGAGGGAUGUGAUAUCAUCCUCAGUUGCGUUCUGGUGCAUAGCGUCAAGCCAUUCGAUCCUGCGUUUGCCUUGUCAUACCGAUGUAUCCUUAAUAUCGUACAAAUCUCAUGAUACAAUUAGACUUUGUAUUGUUCGGCAGAGUUGGUGGACUGUUGGGGACAACAUGAAUGAAUAUCUUCCAUGUGCACCCUCAAGUAUGAAUUUAGUAACUAGCUAGAAGCAUAGUACUCCGUUUCGUGGCAACUGGACUGGCACAGGAAUACGCUCGGUGAACCGGAAUAGGAACAUAUCAAAUGCAAUGAAAAACAGC